Messenger RNA from Coregonus clupeaformis (lake whitefish), 1116 nucleotides. RefSeq names its product dnaJ homolog subfamily C member 5-like. Gene Ontology annotation, cellular component: presynapse; membrane; intracellular membrane-bounded organelle. The record is from RefSeq and is a predicted model, not a curated record. Gene Ontology annotation, biological process: regulation of synaptic vesicle cycle. NCBI's taxonomy places the organism in Eukaryota, Metazoa, Chordata, Actinopteri, Salmoniformes, Salmonidae. The transcript has 5 exons. Bases 268 to 870 code for a protein of 200 amino acids.
AGCGAGCUUGGGAGGGAUUGACAGCCGGACAGUAACGCUUCUAGUUUAGCUAGUUUACUACCUGCCUUUUUAUUUUUUAAAUGAGUGCUCAACCAAGCAAGGUAGCCUGAAUUGUUGCUUGGCAUGCGAGCAGCAUAGAUACCUUUCAAUAUCUCAAAUCGGAAAUCCACUGUGCCCAAGUAGCUAAACGACUGGUGAGGCUGUGAGCGAGAAGUGUGAGAGACAGAAAGAGAGAGAGAGAGAGAGAGAGAGAGAGGAGUGGUCGUCAUGGCAGCUGAGGCGCAGAGACAGCGUUCUCUCUCUACGUCAGGAGACUCGCUCUACCUGGUCCUGGGGAUCGACAAGAACGCCACGCCAGAGGACAUCAAGAAGUCCUACAGGAAACUGGCUCUGAAGUUCCACCCAGACAAGAACCCAGACAACCCAGAGGCUGCUGAUAAGUUUAAGGAGAUCAACAACGCCCACGCCAUCCUGAACGACUGUACCAAGAGGAACAUCUAUGAUAAGUACGGCUCCCUGGGACUCUACGUGGCCGAACAGUUUGGAGAGGAGAACGUCAACACCUACUUUGUCCUCUCCUCCUGGUGGGCUAAGGGCCUGUUCAUCUUCUGUGGCUUGGCGACUGGCUGCUACUUCUGCUGUUGUUUGUGCUGCUGCUGUAACUGCUGCUGUGGGAAGUGUAAACCGCGGCCGCCCAUGGACCAGGAACCAGAGUUCUACGUCUCCCCUGAAGACCUGGAGGCACAGAUGCAGUCUGACGAGAGAGACGUUGGUGGUGACCCCAUCAUGGUGCAGCCGUCCGGAACAGAGACCACCAGGCUGACGUCAGACAGCCACUCCAGCUACCGGACCGACACUGGAUACAACUAAACCCCCCGUACUCCUACCUAUACCCCUAACCCCCCUACACCCCCCCGUACCCCUACACGACUCGGUCCUGCCAGAGAGAAGGUUUCUGUUACUUUGACUGCCACUUGAAAUAUUAGCCUGGUAUUAUCAACAACACCCCAUUUCACUCUGACACACGCAUAAUUCCCACCAGCACCUCUAUCCACCAGCCUCUCAAUCUCCUCUAUCCACCAGCCUCUCCAUCUCCUCUAUCCACCAGCCUCUCCA